Piliocolobus tephrosceles (Ugandan red Colobus) is the source of this 2513-nucleotide messenger RNA. RefSeq names its product ganglioside GM2 activator (gene GM2A). Gene Ontology annotation, molecular function: enzyme activator activity; lipid carrier activity. Gene Ontology annotation, cellular component: cytoplasmic side of plasma membrane. NCBI's taxonomy places the organism in Eukaryota, Metazoa, Chordata, Mammalia, Primates, Cercopithecidae. Gene Ontology annotation, biological process: ganglioside catabolic process; lipid transport. The coding region runs from base 103 to 675 and encodes 190 amino acids. The transcript is spliced from 4 exons. The record is from RefSeq and is a predicted model, not a curated record.
AUAGCAAUACACAGCUUUGCGUAACCAAUACAGGAAGGCAUUUAAAGGCGCCUCUGCCGCCACAGACCUUGCAGUUAAUUCCGCCUUGACCCACGCUUCUUAAUGCAGUCCCUGAUGCAGGCUCCCUUCCUGAUCGCCCUGGGCUUGCUUUUCGCGGCGCCUGCGCAAGCCCACCUGAAAAAGCUCGGUAGCUUCUCCUGGGAUAACUGUGAUGAAGGAAAGGACCCUGCGGUGAUCAGAAGCCUGACUCUGGAGCCUGACCCCAUCAUCAUUCCUGGGAAUGUGACCCUCAGUGUUGUGGGCAGCACCAGUGUUCCUCUGACUUCUCCUCUGAAGUUGGAAUUAGUUCUGGAGAAGGAAGUGGCUAGCCUCUGGAUCAAGAUCCCAUGCACAGACUACAUUGGCAGCUGUACCUUUGAAGACUUCUGUGAUGUGCUUGACAUGUUAAUUCCUACUGGGGAGCCCUGCCCAGAGCCCCUGCGUACCUAUGGGCUUCCUUGCCACUGUCCCUUCAAAGAAGGAACCUACUCACUGCCCAAGAGCGAAUUCGUUUUGCCUCACCUGGAGCUGCCCAGUUGGCUCACCACCGGGAACUACCGCAUAGAGAGCAUCCUGAGCAACAGUGGGAAGCGUCUGGGCUGCAUCAAGAUCGCUGCCUCUCUAAAGGGUGUAUAACGUGGCAUCUGCCGCAGCGGAAUGGAGCGGUGUGAGGAAGGUCCCUUUUCCUCUGUUUUGUGUUUGCCAAGGCCAAACUCCCCCUCUCUGCCCCGCUUUAAUCCUCUUUCUACAAUGAGUCUGCUACCCUCACUGAAAAUCAUUUUGUGCCACUUACAUUUUAGGCUGGGGCAAGCAGCCCUGACCUAAGGGAGGAUGAGUUGGGCAGUUCUUGAUAGCCCAGGGCAUCUGCUGGGCUGACCACGUUACUUAUCCCGGUUAACAUUCGCUCUUUCUCUCUAAAGAGCCUCGUUCAUUUCCAAAGCAGUUAAGGAAUGGGAACCAGAGUGUUUUAGGACCUGAAGAAUCUUUAUGACUUUCUCUCUCUCAUUCUUUUUUUUUUUUGUGACUAAGUUAAAAGCAAAGUGAGAGUAUUAACGUUUUUGUUCUACUCCAACCCCCUGUUACAAUGAAGGGGCGAAAGUAUUUGCUCUUAGUCUAUUCCUCCCUUAACUUCUGUGACUAAUUUUAAUUUCCUUUCUAGAUUUGCCCAAUUAAUACUAGGGUGCAGUGUAUCCUGGAGAGGUAGGGUGUCGGGGGGAGGAAUCCCUUGGGGGAGAUAUUAGGGGUGCUCCGUUGUUUACAAACUCAGGUACCCGCAGGGCUUAGCAAGAGACUUAAAUGAGUGAUAAGAACCUUGAGAAACAAGUUGCUUCCAGGCUUGAUUUCGACUUUUCCCUUUUUUUUUGGAGACAGAAUCUCACUUUGUCACCAGGCUGGAGUGCAGUGGCGCAAUCUCGGCUCACUGCAACCUCUGCCUCCUGGGUUCAAGCGAUUCUCCUGCCUUAGCCUCCCAAGUAGCUUGGACUACAGGCGCCCACCAUCACGCCUGGCUAAUUUUUGUAUUUUUAGUACAGAUGGGGUUUCACCGUGUUGGUCAGGAUGGUCUCGAUCUCUUGACCUCAUGAUCUGCCCACUUGGCCUUGGAAAGUGCUGAAUUACAGUUGUGAGCCACUACGCCCAGCUGAUUUUUCCUUUUUGAUUAAAGAUACUAUUACAAUGUAAAUAUUUCUUAUACAGAAAGUCACAGCACAUGUGCCCAUUGAUACAAGGCCGCUGAGGCCUGGUCUCCACUUGGAAAUAUAAUUAAGGGUGACAAGGACUGGAGUAAGUUGGAGAGUGCAUAGCCAGUCUGUGAAGACAACUGCUACCUAGCUGUGACCAGUCAGUGCCACACAAGAAUGGUGUGGGCCCAGUAUUGCCAGAUACUGGCAAUACUUCAGCCUGGUGACAGAGUGAGACUCUUGUCUCAAAAAAAAAGUUUCAAUGUUUACUCCUAAAGAAGCCAAAAAUUCAGAUUUUUAUGAAGUCUUACCAUUUUAAAAUAUUGGCAGCUAAUGAUUUUUUUAAAAAGCUGUGCAGUGUGAUGUAUCCCAAAUGGACUGGCUCAUGGGUGGCCACUUCGCAACCUCUGAUCUCAGACCAUGCAUGCCUUGUCCUCUUAAGACAACUCCUGUGGCACCAUUUCUCCCUCCACAGGGCCAAAGCCAUAGAGUCCGGUCCCAAGGAGAAGGCUCUUCCAGUGCUAGAAGUAUGGGCAGCCUCUCACCCGUGAGCUGUGGCUGCCUGCCUCAGUCUUGGAGUCCUGUCGGGUGAAUGAGGCAGAUGGGAAAGAGUUAGCUUCACCAGCAGCUGCUUUUGGAGCAGGGGUCCAAGGAAGAGAGGGUGGCCUCGACAUCAAACUGCCUGGAUUUUUCUACCACCCUGUUACACCAUAACAACUUCUGAACCACACACCAGCCCUGAGUUCUGGGCUCAUCUGAAGCCUGGAAUAGCAAUAAAUCUUUUUAACUUGCUAA